Molecule: messenger RNA, 3853 nt
Organism: Nanorana parkeri
Lineage: Eukaryota; Metazoa; Chordata; Amphibia; Anura; Dicroglossidae
Product: SRC kinase signaling inhibitor 1-like
Exons: 20
Coding region: 152-3853 (1233 amino acids)
Biological process (GO): regulation of dendritic spine morphogenesis
Cellular component (GO): postsynaptic density; cytoplasm; actin cytoskeleton
Source: RefSeq, a predicted model, not a curated record
CCUGUUUUGUUCCCCUGAACAUCAUCACACACUUGCACACCCUUUCUCCGUCUCCUUCUUCUCCCUCUCUCACAUUUACACACCUCCCACCUCAAUGCUCGGCAGGGCCUGAUCGACUCGCUGAGAGGAAGCUUGAAAGGAAGAGAGCAACAUGGGCAACACACCUUCUCAAGAUUCCAGCCGGUCUGGGUCACACAUGAUCUCUGCAGACGAUGCUGAAUACCCCCGAGAGUACCGUACUCUUGGUAAUGGGACCAGGCGUUUUUCCAAUGUGGGCUUGGUGCAUACUUCAGAGCGUCGGCACACUGUUAUUGCUGCCCAAAGCCUGGAGGCACUAACCAAUCUCCAGAAGUCUGACAUGGAUAGGAAGAGGGAUGCUUUCAUGGAUCAUCUCAAGAACAAAUACCCUCAACAUGCUCUAGCCAUCCGAGGCCAGCAAGAGAGGAUUCGGGAUCAGUUGCUUCAAGGUUCUUCACCUAUCCUGCUUGCAGGGAGUCCUGAGGCUUUGAUGUACAGAGAGACACAGGAGAAUGCAGUGCCUGUGUGCCUAGAUAAUCCAUCAUCGCAGCCCAACUACUGGAGCUUUAAGACUAGGAGCUCACGUCACUCGCAGAGCUCCCAACCUGGCCUUGCAGAUCAAGCAGCUAAAUUGUCUUUUGCUUCAGCUGAAUCCCUGGAAACCAUGUCAGAAGCUGAACUACCACUGGGGUUCAACAGGAUGAACCGUUUUCGGCAAAGUCUGCCACUGUCUCGGUCCACUAGCCAAACUAAACUGCGUUCACCAGGUGUCUUGUUCCUGCAGUAUGGCGAUGAGACAAGACGUGUGCACAUCACACAUGAGAUCACCAGCAUGGACACUUUACAUGCUCUUAUUGUGCAUAUGUUUCAACAAAAACUGACUAUGGGAAUGCUGAAAUCUCACAACACCGCCAUACUUAUCAAAGACGAGUCCCGCAAUGUCUUCUAUGAACUGGAGGAUGUCAGAGAUAUCCAGGACAGAAGCAUUAUAAAGAUUUACCGGAAGGAGCCUAUUUACUCUUCAUUUCCUGCUCCUCACAUCACCAACGGGGACGUGAGACGCGAGAUGAUGUACAGCUCCAGGGACUCAUCCCCAACUCGACGUUUGAACAACAUAUCUCCUGCUCCCCACUUGGCUUCUAGUUCUCCUCCACCUGUUCUCCAGUCCUCCUCUCCAGCACGUUCCCGCAUGUCUUACAGUGGCGGGCGGCCACCUUCAUAUGCUGGAAGCCCUGUUCACCAUGGAGACCGAAUGUCUGGCCUUCCUCCAGCUCACGGAGUCUCCCCUAGUCCUAGUGCUAUCCUGGAGAGAAGGGAUGUAAAACCUGAUGAAGAUCUUUCCAACAAGAACGUAGUGCUGGUAAAGAAUGAGGGACUCUAUUCGGAUCCCUAUGGAAUGGUCCAUGAGGGUAGGCUCAGCAUUACUUCUACACAGUCCCUGGCUGGUUUAGGGGACCCUUUUUCAUACCCCGGUGGCCUGUACAAGAGAGGCUCAGUCCGCUCUCUGAGCACUUACUCUGCAGCUGCUCUGCAAACUGAUCUAGAAGAUGGGAUGUAUAAACCCAACUCUCAGAUAUAUGGAGACACAUAUGGCCCUGGAAUGGGUUUCCGUAUUCCACCGUCCUCCCCUCAGAAAGUUUCAGAUGGAAGAAUGGUGGAUAUUCAGCAAAGUCAGGGCCCUCACAGCCCCUACUCAGGGCCAUCCAGCCGCAACUCUCCUGUACGCCAGACUUUUCGCAAAGAUUCCUCUUCUUCUGUUUUUAUGGACAGCCCUGUUGGAAAACAGAGAAACCCAAGCUCUUCCUCAGGCACCAAUGACAUUUUCUCUGGGCCAGAACGGCCCUUGUCUGGGUUCAGCUCUCCAGUGCCUGCUAAGGAAACAGAAACACGGGAGAGGAUGGAGGCUAUGGAGAAACAGAUUGCCAGUUUGACAGGUCUGGUCCAAAGUGCUUUGAUGCGGAGCUCUGACAGUGAAAACACAAGGUAUGGGAAAAUAGGGCGAAGCCGCCAUAGUAUCUGCACGUGCAGUGGAGAAGAGGAUGGACCCUCCAUCACUGUACUUCCGACCGGUGGUAACAGUCGAAAUGACAGGAGGAGGGGCAAACAGGAGAGGCCGGUUGUAGACAGUCAAACGGCUCCACCUGUCAGUACCGCCUUUGCCAGCCGAUGGACACCAGCAAUGGAACAACAUCAUAACUGGAGGCGGGGCAAGCAGGAAAGGCCAGCUGAGUGCACCGUCACCUGUACCCCGUGUGAGAAUUUUCCUAGUUUGGAUAAAGACGGGGACCUGGAUGUGUUUCUGCGCAGCUUUGAAAAGACUUGCAGGCAGUACGAGUUGCCAAAAGAUCAGUGGGCCAAAUAUCUCACCCCUGGACUGAAAGGGCCAGCGUUACAGGCUGUUUCAGAACUGCCAGUGGACCAUGAUCAGGACUAUGAGACCAUCAAAGCUGCAUUGCAGCGAAGGUACUAUCUCACGCCUUCGGAGUGUAGCGCCAAUGUGAACAUGCAACCUGUCACUGUGGAAAAUAAGAGGGAAAAACUAUUCGAGGCACUGAGGCCGUACAGCACAGUCUUCACUGGUAAGCCCGGCAGAACCCACCUAGUGACCCAUCAUAUAGACACCGAGGACCAUCACCCCCUCAGACAGGUGGCCUAUCGGGUAUCCCCGGAGGUGAAAGCUGACAUUAAAAGAGAGAUAGAGGAAAUGCUGGAGCUUGGCGUAAUGCCCUUUGGCAUGAAAAAUGCACCUGCCACCUUCAAGAGGUUAGUUAAUCAUGCUGGAGCAUACCUUGACGAUAUUGCGGUGUUCAGUGACACCUGGGAUGAACGUCUGCUACCCUUGGCAAAGGUCCUGGAUCGAAUAUCCGCUGCCGAGUUGACUAUAAAACCGGACAGCUGGGCAUGGCGGAGUGAGAAAACUGAAGCAACCACUGGGGACAAAACAGCCUGUGGCCAUCAGAAUGCUGGAACUCCUCUGUUCAAUUCAGGAUCUUCUUCCACCCCAGCAGACCAGAGUAAAGCAAUCACUCGCCUUCACAUGCAGCUUCAUCUCCAUGACCUUCAGCACAAUGCCAGUGAGCUAAAGAACCAACUGCAACAGCUAAAAAAAUUGCAGCUGCAGAAUCAGGAGACUGUGCGGAACAUGCUGAAGCGCACAGAGACAGAGAUCAGUGUGCGGGUGACAGACACAAUACGCAGACAGGAAGACCCCUUACAGCGACAGAGAGCCAUGGUGGAGGAAGAAAGGUUGAAAUACCUGAAUGAAGAAGAGCUCAUCACUCAGCAGUUAAAUGAUCUAGAGAAAUCAGUGGAGAAGAUCAAGAAGGAUAUUGCGCACAACCACCGGCUGAUCUCCGUACAGGAGCUGGAGGAGAAAGCUGUGGUGCUGAAGCAACUUGGAGAGACUCUGACUGAUCUUAAAGCUCAGUUUCCCAGUCUGCAGAGUAAAAUGCGAGUUGUGCUUCGAGUAGAAGUGGAGGCUGUUAAGUUCUUGAAGGAGGAGCCCCUACGCUUGGAUGGACUUCUGAAGAGAUGCAAGACAGUUACUGACACGUUGGCUCAGAUUCGCAAGUAUGAUGGAUUACAUUUUUUUAAUUUUUAUACAAUUAUUAAUUAUAAGAUUGAUAAACAGCUUAUUAGAUGGAUGCCUCAAAGAUAUAUGUGCAUAUUUGUCCCCAUCUUUUGCCUUAGAUUAAAUGACAACUUUUUCUGUGCAGGCCCAAAAGUUCAGACCGUCAUCGACUUGGGCCCAUGUGUCUGCUUCCUAGAUGAAUCUUUUGCCAGUCAGUUAAGCCCAGCCCUUCGACUCAAACCCUUGCACUUCCUUUCUGAUUGA